GACUAGAUUAAAAUUCAUGCCCUGUACUUUUAAAAUAUAAUAAGAAAUUGUAAAAUAAAUAAAGUAAUGUAAUUCUCUUCAAGCAUAUUAACUAUUUAUAGAUUAUCAUAUAGCUAUAAGCAUAUAAAAGAAUUUUUUGAGGGAAAAGAGGAGAAGAAAGGCCAUGGAGAGGAGCAGCAGUGAGAAGAAGAAAAGGGUAAGUAAAGACGAAGUGAUCGCCAAACUGAAAGAUGAAGGCGAUUUUGAUAAUCUCCGUCUCAAAAUUAUCCACAAGCUCAAAGAUAACGAAGAGUUGCGCGACAGUAUUAUUUCCAUCGUAAGGCAGUCAGCAGCACUUAACCGGGCAGGAGCUGAAAACAUGAAACCUAGACAACUCUCUGAUGCCAUAUAUGAUGAGGUUGGGAACGAAGUGAUGAACAAGAUUUCUGAUGGGGUGUGGGAAAUAAUUAGAUCUGUUGAUGGCAUGAAAAACGAAAUAACAGAGACUGUACAAUCUGUCUAUGAUAAGUUGGUGGAGCCUGAAAGGAAGGGAAUGGGCGAGUCUUCUACUCAUGAUGUGAUGCUGUUUCAGAAUGAAGCUGACAAUGAGGUUACCGUCAAGGCUUCAGUUGCAGUCAAUGCAGUGGAUCAUAACUCAUCUGAUGAUGAGCUGCAAGAACCACCAGGUUUCCCCCUGCCCAUGAACAACAAUUAUGAACUCAAAGAGGAUUUACAGUUGCCUAUGCACUGUCGAAGGACUGUGGAGGAACUAAAGGAAGGGUCACACCACUGGAAAGAUGUGCUGGAGUCAGAUGAUGUUGAUCCUGAUGCACCACCCGGCUUUUCUGCAGAUAUUGAACACAAGCAGCCAUGCGACAGUAGUGAUGAGGACCCUGAUGUGCCUCCUGGUUUUGGUUAAUGAGUCCGCAGGCCUUAUAGUUUGCUGCUGGUCUUUUUCAUUUGGAAUACUUGAUAACCAUAUGAAGAAUGAUGGAGCCAUGAAUGCUGCUGUAUAUUUUCUUUCCGCUCCUUUAAUAUUUAUCACUGUAAGAUUUGCUGGUAUAUGAUCUUUGAUUCACAAUAGUUACCCAGAGCUUUGGUGGGACUGCUAACUAUAAGAGUCUAAGUGCAACUGGUUAUUUUCUCAUUGGUUUUAUGCUUUAUGGAGAAUAGGUAAGAGGUUAUGGAUAAAAUAUGAAGCACUUCUCCUCUGAAAAUUGGGUUUGUUA
Molecule: messenger RNA, 1208 nt
Organism: Ricinus communis (castor bean)
Lineage: Eukaryota; Viridiplantae; Streptophyta; Magnoliopsida; Malpighiales; Euphorbiaceae
Exons: 3
Coding region: 164-898 (244 amino acids)
Source: RefSeq, a predicted model, not a curated record